CUCUGUCCCCGGUAGGCGCGGGGCUGCAGCUUCUCUCCGGCUCAAGACGUGGCCCCACGCCUGCCUGGGACCGAGAAUACCAGCGUCCGCAGCCUGCAGCCCCGGAGUUCUCUGUCCCCGGCAGGCGCAGGGCCACAGCUUCCCUCCUCUGCUGGGCACUAGGCGGGCCCUGCACCUACCAGGAACAGAGAACACUGCGCCCGCAGGUGUUCGGGUGUGGGGCCAUGGGUUCUCUCACCUGCUGGGCACUAGGCAGGCACACAUAAAUGCCCUGGUGGGUGCCGUGGUGCCCGCUGGGACCAUGUUGGGGACCACUGCCCUAUAGGGCUCUCUACUCAGCCUUUCCUGUCUACACUGCUGUCUUUAGCUGUUUUGUGUCCAACUGCCUCCCUGGUGCUGGAGCCAUGCCCUGUGGAAGGAAAAGACUCCAUCAGUGAGGAAAGGCCUCAGUGGUGGGGAAGCAGCUGGCAAAGACUCUGCCAGCUCCCUGCCUCUGGAGCUCUUCCCUGCUGCAGGGAAAGGCUCUGGCCAUGGGGAAGGGUUCUCGCAGGAGAGAGGUUGCUUCUGCAGCUUUUCCCACUGCUUCCCUCCUUCUAGAGCCUUUCACUGAUGUGUAGUGACCAUGGCACUGUGGAUGCAGCCUGCUUUUUUCACUGCGAGAAGCAUCUGAUCCAGAAGGACUUCCUCCUGGAGACAGAGAGCAUCUGAGAAGCUUAUGAACCUAUUGGAUUGCAGGCCUGCCAGCAGCUGAAGCCCAUUCUGUCAGAGUUGUUGCCAUUCUGUGGGCAUAAGCGGCUAGCAUUCUCUGUGGAGCUGUGUCAGCAGCUUAUCUGGUUAUUGCUUAACCGGUUUCCUUGAAAUUAUUGCUGUACUAUGAAGAAAAGUUUUGAAGGCUGUGAUUAACAAGUAGCUCCACCCGGUUGUUGUGGGAACUGUGAAUAAAAUUCCUACUUGUUGGUGCUUGUAAAGCAAGAAUUGGGGUAAUCAGUUUAACAGAUGAAUGUACUUUUUCUGAGUACAGAAUAAAAGGGGGAUUAAAUUACAAAAUGUGGAAGGUGACUGUUCUGCUGACUUUGCUGAGCCUGAGUGUGACCUUCAAGCUAGGUCAUGCUCGUAAACAAUGGAGUGUCUUUCGCAACAUGUUUAAAAGGAUCCGCUGUUCCACACCAUCAAGAGGAGACCCAGGGCAGCCACUCUUCCUUACCCCUUAUAUUGAAAGUGGGAGACUUGAGGAAGGAAGGCAGUUAAGUUUGGUUGGGCCUCUCCAAGGAGUAAAUGUGAAGAGUUACUCUGGCUAUCUCACAGUGAACAAGACUCACAACAGCAAUCUCUUCUUCUGGUUCUUCCCUGCUGAGGUGCAGCCAGAGGAUGCCCCGGUCCUUCUUUGGCUCCAAGGUGGACCAGGAGGAUCAUCAAUGUUUGGGCUUUUUGUUGAACAUGGCCCAUAUGUUGUCGACAGGAAUCUCAGAUUGUAUAAACGGAAGUUUUCUUGGACAUCUAAAUUUUCCAUGCUUUACAUUGACAACCCAGUUGGGACUGGCUUUAGUUUUACCGAUGAUACGGGAUAUGCAGUAAACCAAGAUGAUGUAGGAAGAGAUUUAUACAGUGCACUCAUCCAGUUUUUCCAGCUAUUUCCAGACUAUCAGAAAAAUGACUUCUAUAUUACAGGAGAAUCUUAUGCAGGAAAGUAUGUGCCUGCUAUUGGCUACUACAUCCAUACCCAUAGUUCCAAAGCCAAAGUUAAGAUCAACUUCAAAGGAGUUGCUAUUGGUGAUGGUUUCUGUGACCCUGAAAUGAUGCUGGGUGGCUAUGCACAAUUCUUGUACCAAAUUGGCUUGGUGGAUGAGAAGCAGAGGGAGUAUGUCCAGCAGCAGACUGACCUGGGAGUAAUUUAUAUCCAGCAGAAGAAGUGGAUGAAAGCCUUUGAAAUAUUUGAUACUCUAUUGAAUGGUGAUGAAACAAGUUCUUCCUACACUCAGAAUGUUACAGGAUGUAGCAACUACAUUAACUUUUUGCAAUGCCAGGAGCCUGCUGACCAGGAAUAUUUUGGAGCAUUUUUAUCACUCUCAGAAGUGAGGAAAGCUAUCCAUGUGGGAAAUCUUACCUUUCAUGAUGGGUCUACAGUUGAGAAGCAUUUGCUUGAAGAUGUAAUGAAGACAGUAAAGCCAUGGUUGGCUGUAAUUAUGGAUAACUAUAGGGUUCUGUUAUACAAUGGGCAGCUUGAUAUCAUAGUAGCAGCUCCACUGACGGAACGCUUUCUGCCUACUGUGCCAUGGAGCAAGGUGGAAGAAUACAAAAGUGCUGAAAGACUCAUAUGGAGGAUCCAUCCCCUUGACAAGGAGGUGGCUGGUUAUGUGCGCCAAGCUGGUGAAUUCUAUCAGGUAAUUGUUCGAGGUGGAGGACAUAUUUUACCUUAUGACCAACCUGAAAGAUCAUUGGACAUGAUGGACAGAUUUAUCUCUGGAGAAGGAUGGAAGACAAAUGGAUUCUAAAAUAAAACUUAAAAUGCAAUGUAUAUGUACUACCUUGCCAAAUGCUUCAGAAAUAAUUUGAAUGUACUAUAUUGAAAAUAUUGCCUUAUGGAAAAAUCAUGAAAUUGAGAAUAAGAGUAAUAAAAUGGAUAUAAAUGUUC
Messenger RNA from Gopherus flavomarginatus (Mexican gopher tortoise), 2632 nucleotides. It is a transcript of the gene CPVL, whose product is annotated as carboxypeptidase vitellogenic like. The transcript is spliced from 15 exons. The coding region runs from base 1047 to 2492 and encodes 481 amino acids. The record is from RefSeq and is a predicted model, not a curated record. Gene Ontology annotation, biological process: proteolysis. NCBI's taxonomy places the organism in Eukaryota, Metazoa, Chordata, Testudines, Testudinidae. Gene Ontology annotation, molecular function: serine-type carboxypeptidase activity.